GUUUCUCACCAUGGCGACGCUACUUGUGUACAUCUGCAGAUUGGCACUAUUUCUAACAAUAAAAUCAAACCUACUUCACUCACAGCAAUUUACGAUUUCGUUUCAGCGUCCUGCAGACUGCGGCGUGGAACAGUUCUACGACAUCUCCAGUCUGUCCUGUGUGAAAUGCGGACCGAACCAGAGGACGAGUGCAACGGGUGCGUUUAUCACUAGUGUUGUUGUUGGUUACUGUGAGUAACUGGCUAGCUAAUUAGCAGUACGCUAAUCGACGCCAGUCCGGAUUUGUUGUAGAGUCAACCGUAUUGUUUAAAACGUUACGUGUAAUAAUAGAACAGGCUAAACCAUCUUUGCUAAAUAGUACUUAAAUACAGCAACAGCGAAUCGUACGGGAGGAAUGUAUUGCAGUAAACCACCUGGCUAGCUAGCUAGUUAACAUUGGAUAAUAAUGCAGCUAAUAUAGUGUAAACUGGCCUGCUAGCUAAAGCUGACAAUUUUGCCCUGGCAUUUGUUGCAUUGUCCUACAUUUAGACUAUGUUCGUUAGUUCAUCAGUCAAUAAGAUUACUGCAGAUAUUGUUUUCUGAUUGUGCACUGAUGGUUUACAACGUAACCUACAGCUGUGUCCACUGUUAUAAUCUCUUGUGUUAACCAAUUACCCUUUCCUCCUUCAUCAGGUCUGUCUUGUGAAUGUGUGACUGGGUUCAGAGUUCUUGCCACCAACGGAGCUUCCAUCACCUGUCAGCAGUGUCCACUAGAAAAACGGGUAUGUUCUGAUUCUGUACUUCUAGACAGUACAUCACACCAUAUAAUACAUUACAAUAUCAGCUAUUUCAAUUUACUUAUCGUUCACCGACCAUUUUUAAAGGUCUCAGUCAAUACAGAUUGUCCUGGGAAGUGUGCUGAACACAUGAGGUUGGUGGCACCUUAAUUGGGGAGGACGGGCUCAUGGUAAUGGCUGGAGCGGAAUUAGUGGAAUGGUAUCAAAUACAUCAAACGCAUGGUUUCUAUGUGUUUGAAGCCAUUCCAUUUGCUACGUUCCAGCCAUUAUUAUGAGCCGUUAUCCCCUUAGCAGCCUCCACUGGUGCUGAACUGCAUGUGUUGUUCUGCCCGUCUCCUGUAGGCAGUAACAGAGGAUGGCUAUGGGUGUAUCCUCUGUCCGGGCAGUCUGACUGAGCAGGGAACCUGUCAGUGCCCGUCUGGGAGUAUACUGGGUGAGUAAAGCUGGGAGUAUACUGGGUGAGACGGCAGCUAGAGGAGCCACGUCUACAGGGGAUGUGAUGGUGUUUCUGGUGCGGUGCUGUGUGAUACUAAUGCUGUGUUGUUGUGCUGUAGUGGAGCGGGAUGUCAAGGGGAACCCUCUGGAAGAGGCCAGGUGUGAGGUGUGUAAUGGAGCUGAACCUGCCCUCUCAGCCCCCAACAGCUACGGAGACAGGUACCAGACACAGCCAAGUCUUCUUGCAGAACAACUGAUGUUUCUGCUCUAAACUCUGAUGGCAUGACUUAUUCAGAUUAUGCUGCUUGAACUGUUUAAUGCCCGUCUGUCUGUCUAUGUCUGACUCUGCUCUCUUGUCUCUGUCAGGUGUCAGAGAUGCCAGGCUUCCUUCAUCAACACCUCUCAGUCCUGUAUGUGUGGCUCCAACAUCCUGGUGAGCCCACCCUCUAUACUACGCAUUUGUGUCAUGUAUGGGUUUAAAAUGAAACACAAGUCUAGAGCAUCCGUGAAUCAUAUGUCGUGUUUCUUUACAGGCUGGAGGUUUGUGUUUCCCUCCCAACAACCUCCAAACAGCCGUGAACCCAAACGUCAACUAUGCUGAGCUGGUAAGUCAGUUUUGACCCAGUUUGGCAAAUGUUAUCUAUCUGGAUUUUGCCUAUCGUAUAGGAUUAAAUGCAUAGAAAUUGAAUGAAUAGAACGGAUUAAUCAUUGACUUGAAUGGGGACUUCCAUUGUAUUCAUUCUAUUUCUAUGCUUUAAUCCUAUCCGAUAGGCAAAAUCCAGAUGGAUACUGUAACUUUUUUGAAAAACUGGGGCCAGAGCAUCAGUGAGUCUGCUGUAAUUAUGUUACUGUGGAGGUAUAGUAAAACUCUCUGUGGUAUGUUCCCCCUGUAGUCCAUUCCUGUGCAGUCGGCAUGGUUCUCCACAAACCUCUACUCUUCAGCAGCUGCCUGCUUGGUAAAUUAUAAAACCUCUCAAAUACCUGUUCACCUUUCUGUCCCUGUACGAUCUAUGUGCGCUUGUCAGUGUGUGGUGUGUGUUCUCUAACCUGACCGUGUUGGUAUGUGUGCAUUGUACAGGUGUAUACUAACCUGACAGCAUGCCAGGCACUGGGGAACAUGUGUGUGAUGAACAUGCACUCCUUCGGCAGCGUGGCCAAUGAUGCCUGUGGUCUCUACAACACCAUCUUCAGAGCUACCGCUUCCCUGGGGUCUACACAGGACAUAUCCUACUGGUAAUCUCUAACCCCUUUUCUGACCCCUAACCUAUAACCCCUAAAACACCUUCCAAAGAUCUACUCUUGCUCUGGAGUCUCUAACCCAUGUUUUGAACCAAUGAUGUAAAAGCUGGAGUAGAUCAGUCAAUGGAACUGUCCAUUCCUGCCCCUGUGACUUUAGGAGAGCCAAUCUCCCAUGGCUUUACUACGGGGACCAGCCGGGUCUGGCCAACCGCGUGCUGCAGACAGAGCCACUUCCCACUGGAUUCAGCUUCAAGGGACGCAACAGGGUCAGUAACACACACACACACACACAUUGACCCAACACUAUUACCACAACACCUAUGAUGAUUACUCAGAUUCUAUGUGUGUUGUCACUCUUUCUCAGAAUACAGACAUCAAUCUAGUGGCUGCUGUCUACAACGCCAGAGGAGACUUCCUCCAAUGGGAGAAAGUGGGAGGAAACAACUUGCAGGUAAAACAGGAAGUUCAUCAUGAGUCUGCCUAGUGAAGGCUAGUCUUGCAUUGCCACACUUUGUAGUCUCAUAAUCACUCACAUUCAUAUUGACCUUCAAGCUGAGCUGUCUACUGUAGUAAUAUUUGUAACGACCGGAGGGUGGGGGCAGAGCCCUGUGUGAGUCUAACCUAAAGGUGGUCCUCUUUCCAUCACACUGUUGGUUCCAGUGUUGAGACACCAGUGUUUCAUGAUACAGCUCAGUCAUAGAUCAGUCAUUAUCAUUAUUAGUUUUGACAUGAGGAAAGUGACAAAUGUCUCCUCUUCCAGCUCUGUCCAGACACUGCCAGGAGACAGGAGGCAGCUUACACCUUUGGCACUGCCUACCAGGAGACUGUGAGUGUCUAUCUCUAUCCAGUGCUUGACUUGGACUGAAAUAGGUUCCGGGACUCCUUUUGGGUGCCGCUACUGUUUAUCUUUAGGUGCAGGAGCUCCACAAUACUUUUGAGUUAAUAUUCUAUACGAGGAACAGGAGCUCAAGCAGUAGAACAUGUGAAGUGCCGGUACUCGGCUCCAGUGAGCUCCUGUCCAAGUCAAGCCCUGUCUCGAUCUCUUUAACACAUGUUGUAGUGUUCUCUCAUGGUGACAGAGUUGUUUCGCAUUCUCACUCAGCGCCUAUUCUGUUACGUGUGUGUGUGUGUGUAGUGUGUUCUCUCCAUAGCAGACCUGUUGAGUGUGUAUGCUGAGCCUUUAUUCUACGAUGUGUUUGUGGAUCUGAGCCGAGGAGAGGACAGGAGACUGCUCCCCCUCCCCACACGCAACCUCAACCAAGAAUACAACAGGAAGUUCAUCAACCGGGGUGAGUGGGGGGGGUACAUUUGUUUUAAACCCUUUCUCCCUCAACAAGUAUCUUGAAUAACUGAUGUGUGUGUGUGUGUGUAGGUAACUUGAACGACUGGUACCUAUCGAGGCGUGUGUUACUGGUGGACACUCUGAGUGGGAGAGAGAAGAGCCUCAGCUCUCUGCCAAAAGUCAUACGCAUCGCAAGCAGCAUCAGGAUUGGGUGAGUUGCACGCACAAACACACAUCCAUGUGGGGCAUUCAUCAAUGUUAGCAGGGUGUGAAAACAUGAUGUGUUUGUGACAUAGGUUCCAGCUGGUGCCAGGGACUCAGAAGGGGCAGGUGUUCCCUCCUCUCCUCUCUGUGACCUACUCAGAUGUCCUCAUCACUGACCCAAACACACAGACUGUCUCUGUGAGUAACACACACACACAAACACAUCACACACACACCUAUCACAUCACACACACACAUCCCUGAUCCCACUGUAACUGCUGUGUGUUCUAGGUGUCGUUUGCUGUGGAGUAUGAGAUGGACCAGACUGAGGCUCACAUGAAGACUGAUGUGAGUAACCAUGGUAACCAGGGGGCAGAGAACCAGAAGGGUAAUGCUGUUGUGAUUUUCAUGUUUUUACAUUUUAGUCAUUUAGCAGACGCUCUUAUCCAGAGUGACUUACAGUUAGUGAGUGUGUACAUUUUUUCAUACUGGCCCCCCAUGGGAAUCGAACACACAACCCUGGUGUUGCAAGCGCCAUGCUCUACCAACUGAGCUACAGGAGGCACAUAGUGAAGACCAUAAUGAUUAGUGUGUGUGUGUGUGUGUGUGUAGAUCGCCCUAGGUGUGUUGGGUGGCGUUUCUGUUCUGUAUUCCCUGGUGAAGACCGCCAGCUGGAAGAGGAGGAUUGGAUCUCCUCUCAUUGACAUGGAGGUACCUGACCUUUGACCUGUAACCAUUGACUUUUAACCCUUAAACCCCCAAAUGCAUUUAUUUAGUUGUAGAAUUCAAUUGCAUGUUUGUCAUAUCUUUUCCCUGACCUCUCUCUCCGCCUCUCUCUCUCUGCCUCUCUCUCUCUCUCUGCCCCUCUCUCUCUCCGCCUCUCUCUGCCUCUCUCUCUCUCUCCGCCUCUCUCUCUCCGCCUCUCUCUCUCCGCCUCUCUCUCUCUCUCUCUCUCUCUCUCUCCGCCUCUCUCUCUCUCUCUCUCUCCGCCUCUCUCUCUCUCUCUCUCUCCUCCGCCUCUCUCUCUCUCCGCCUCUCUCUCUCUCCGCCUCUCUCUCUCUCUCUCCUCCCCCUCUCUCUCCGCCUCCCUCUCUCUCUGCCUCUCUCUCUCCGCCUCUCUCUCUCCUCCUCUCUCUCUGCCUCUCUCUCUCUGCCUCUCUCUCUCCGCCUCUCUCUCUCUCUCUCUCUCUCCUCUCUCUCUCCCUCUGCCUCUCUCUCUCUCUGCCUCUCUCUCUCCCUCUCUCUCUCUCUCUCUCUCCCGCCUCUCUCUCCCUCCUCUCUCCGCCUCUCUCUCCCCUCUCUCUCUGCCUCUCUCUCUCUUUGCCGUUCUCUCUCUCUCUCUCUCCACCUCUCCCUCUCUAUUUUACUCCAUCUCCCACCCCUCUGUUUUUCUUGCUCUCAGACCGUAUUGAAGUUCCUGUUGUUUUAUGCUGGUGAUCUGGCUAAUGUCUUCUUCAUCAUCACCGUGGGAACAGGCCUGUACUGGCUCAUCUUCUAUAAGGUAGACGGAGACCCCGCAGACCUUUCACCCUCUUGUACAGCUUUACCUCUGACCUGUCUCUAGUCUUUACUCCUAUUUAUACGGAUUAAUGAUUUUAUUUAAGUUUUUCUCUCCUCUCUUCACCUGGGCUGCACACUCAGACGGUGGAGGCAAGUCUUUCUCUUCUCCUCCCCUCCUCUUUUCCUCUCCCCCAUCCCUUCCUUCCCUCUUCUGCAGUGUUUGAUGCUGUGUGUGUGUGUGUCUGUCUAGGCCCAGCAUUUUGUGUCAGUGCUGCUACCGUUGCCAGGUCCGCAGGAGGAGAGGUUUAUGGCGUAUGUGGGCUGUGCCUUCGCUCUCAAGGUGAGGCCUUCCCACCCUGUUGAUAGCUUGAGUUAUGUGUAUGUUUCUAUUUGUCUAAAACCGUGGUAUUCAAAGUCGGGGCUGUGACCCCUAGUGUGGGCACGGGGGAAUUGCAGUGGGGUCACCACGUUAACAAAUAUAUAUAUUUAAAAAGAAAAUGGGGAAAUUAUUAUAUACUUUUUUGGGGGGGAAUAUUACAGUACAGAUUAUUUGAAAAAUGUAAUGUUAUUUAGUAAAUGUGUUUAUUGGUUCUCUUACUUUUAAUAAGAGAUCAAAAUAAAUGGAAUGUUAUUUGUUGGUGUAAAAAUGGCCAUUUACAGAUUUUAAGGUUGUGUAAAUAUAUCAAUUGGUUGUUCAAACCACGUAAAGCCAACUUAGACAUAGAUGAUGGUAAUAAGAGCUCGAGCAGGCUGUCCCCCCUGGUGGGUGGGAUGACAUGCUGCAACGUACUCAAACAAGUGUAUGAACAUCUAGUUCCAAAAUUCAAAGACUUUUCUGUUUUGUGUGCCAACACUAAGGAUCCCGAGCUGCGCUUUGUGGCACACCUAUGGGAAAACUGUCAGGAAAAUAGGGCUGUUGUUAAUAUAGGUGAAUCUGUUGAAACUUGCAGUCCAACUCCUCUGACUAUCGUCGUUAUGAUGCCAAGAAUCCUAAUAAUGUAUUAUUUCACAAUUUCAUGAAACAAAUCUUAUGACAUUUUUUCCCGAGGCGGUGGCAUAGGUGCCAAUGGCAUAAGAGAAGAUCUGAAGGCCUCAUCAAUCCACACCUAGGAACACCACAUGAUUGAACACCACAUGCACACACCCAAACCCACACACAGAUUCUGACCAAACAUUCGGAACACAAUAUUAAUAUAAACAUGCACGCACAGUCAAAUAAUAACCCUUGGAUUUUACAGGGAAAACACUGCAGCUGAGCAGUCGCUCCUUCACUGUACUACUUCACAGAUCUGUUCUCUUCCCUGAAGCACAUGCACAUUUGGACUGUGAGAGGUCUGUGAGAGAUUUUGCUGAGAAUGCGAAUUCUCAUUUUCCUGUGGUAACCUUGUGUUUGAGCCUCCUAAUCGUAAUAAUAAAGUUGGGGGGAAAAAGGAACAUAUUUACCUUUUUCAUCCUAUUUAUAAAAUAUUGGUGGAAUUAUCGGCCGAUAUCGAUAUAUCGUAAAAACAAAAGGCCAAUAUCGUUCGUUAAUAUCGGUCAUUAGAUUUGUGAGUCACGUGAAAUCCUGCUGAAAGAAAAGGGGUCCCUGCUGAAAAAGUUUGAUUACCACUGGUCUAAAAUGUCUUCCUCUCCUCCAGACUGUGCAGUUUCUCCAUAAGCUGAUCCAGCAGUUGUCAGUGGAUAUCUUCUUCAUAGACUGGGAGAGACCGCGCGGCAAAGCCAACAAGACCAUCCAGGGUACGUAGUCAAGAAACGCCUUUUCCCCUUUUCUCUGAAAGUUGUUUUAGCCCUCUGUCUCUCUGAAAUGGAAGUGAGCAGUAAUUUGGGUUGUUGUCAGGCGAUGGCAACGGUGAGGCGAAGCGCGACCCAUCUCCUGUCAGCAUCUGGAGGACCUACUUUGUGGCCAAUGAGUGGAAUGAGAUUCAGACCAUACGCAAGAUCAGCCCCACCUUCCAGAUCAUGGCUGUGCUCUUCCUACUAGAGGUACACACCCUCCUUCCCUCUCCCUCUCUCUUUGGUUCUUUCCCUUCAGAGAAAUGGCAGCACUCACUCCUGUUAUAUUUCAAAUCACUUUCUUAACACUCUCUCUCUCGCUCUCUCUGUGACUCUCUCGCGCUCUCUUUCUCUCUCCCUGUGUAUCUAGGUGGUUGGCUUCUCCAGUCUGGCCCUGAGGGACCCAUGGUCAGAUCUCCAGCGCCCCCCUCAGUCCUACUUCCCUCCCUACAGCCUGACGCUGCGCUACGGCCUGGCUGCCACACUCUGGCUCUGCAUGGGACUGCUGCAGGUAGGUACACCCCUAUGAACUGCAGACGUCGGACCUGUCACCAGUGUGUCUCUGGACAGGCUUUCUCACUCUGUGUGUGUUUCACUUUCUCUCUGCAGAUAAUUUUCUUCGCUGCGUUCCAUGAGCGUUUUGUGGAGGAUAAGAUCCGCCAGUUUGUGGACCUUUGCUCCAUCAGCAACGUGAGUAUCACUCUCAGCAGCAUGUACAUUUUGUGUGUGUCUCAACUGCCGUGCACAUUUUGUAAAAGUGAAAUGGGCUGAUGAUGAACUGCUCCUGCUGCUGUUGUAAUGCUGUCAGUCGUUUAAAUAAAGUUUUUCUUCUGUCUUAGAUCUCGGUGUUGCUGCUGUCCCACAGGUGUUUUGGUUACUACAUCCACGGGCGCUCCGUCCACGGCCACGCUGACACCAACAUGGAGGAGAUGAACAUCAACCUCAAGAGAGAGGCCGUACGUACACACAGAGACAGACAGAGAGCGAGUGGGUAUGAGAUUGGGAUGUGUGUAUUUUGUUAUGAUAUAAAAGGCUAUUCAACCCUUUCUCCCUCUCGCUCCCUGUAGGAGUCUCUGUGUGGUCAGAGAGGUCUCCUUCCCAACACAGACACUCAGACCUUCCAGAUCUCCAUCACCAGCCGACUACGCCAGCAGUACGACCGCAUCCUGGAGCCUCUCAGCAGGGUGGGGCUGUGUGUGUGUGUGUGUGUGUGUGUGUGUGUGUGUGUGUGUUGUUUAAUAUCAUUAUAAUCAACAUGACAGAUAUUUUUUGUCCGUUCUAUACAAUGUGUUUAUCUGAAUAUUAUCUUGUGUUUUAUCGCCUUGAACGUGCCUCUGCAUCGGUCUGUCUCUAACAGAGAACUGGGCCAUCGCGGUUGGUGGACGCAGCCUCAGGACACCCCUUUGACCAGAGCACCAAAGCCUACCACACCAUGAACCGUUUCCUAGGAUCUGUCAUAGACCAUGUCAGAUAUAAACACACCAGAACAAACACACACCAUGACCCACUUCUUGGGAUCUGUUAUAAUCACUUUAGCACACACACACACACACCCUUACCUGAUGUUUUGUUGUGUUCCCUGUAGGCCCAUCGGGACAUGGAAUACGUUGUGAGAGACAAACUGUUUUUUGAGAGCGUCAUAGGGAUGGAGUUCAUGGAGCCUAUGGACAAGAGCAUCUUCUACAAUGGUAAUACUCUCUAUAUCACAUUUACAUUUACAUCAUUUAGCAGACGCUCUUAUCCAGAGCGACUUACUUCUUUUUUUUAUGGGGAGGGGGGGGGUAGAAGGAUUGCUUUAUACUAUUCCAGGUAUUCCUUAAAGAGGUAGGGUUUCAAGUGUCUCCGGAAGGUGGUCAGUGACUCCGCUGUCCUGGCGUCGUGGGGGAGCUUGUUCCACCAUUGGGGUGCCAGAGCAGCAAAUAGCUUUGACUGAGCUGAGCGGGAACUGUGCUUCUGUAGAGGUAGGGGAGCUAGCAGGCCAGAGGUGGAUGAACGUAGUGCCCUCGUUUGGGUGUAGGGUCUGAUCAGAGCCUGAAGGUAAGGAGGUGCCGUUCCCCUCACAGCUCCGUAGGCAAGCACCAUGGUCUUGUAGCAGAUGCGAGCUUCAACUGGAAGCCAGUGGAGUGUACGGAGGAGCGGGGUGACAUGAGAGAACUUAGGAAGGUCGAACAAAAAAAAUUAAUUGUGUGUCGUCUGCGUAGCAAUGAUAGGAGAGACCAUGUGAGGAUAUGACAGAGCCAAGUGACUUGGUGUAUAGAGAGAAUAGGAGAGGGCCUAGAACUGAGCCCUGGGGGACACCAGUGGUGAGAGCACGUAGUGCGGAGACAGAUUCUCGCCACGCCACCUGGUAAGAGCGACCUGUCCGGUAGGACGCAAUCCAAGAGUGAGCAGCGCCGGAGAUGCCCAACUCAGAGAGGGUGGAGAGGAGGAUCUGAUGGUUCACAGUAUCAAAGGCAGCGGAUAGGUCUAGAAGAAUAAGAGCAGAGGAGAGAGAGUUAGCUUUAGCAGUGCGGAGAGCCUCCGUUACACAGAGAAGAGCAGUCUCAGUUGAAUGACCAGUCUUGAAACCUGACUGGUUUGGAUCAAGAAGGUAAUUCUGGGAGAGAUAGCAGGAGAGUUGGCUAGAGACGGCACGCUCAAGAGUUUUGGAGAGAAAAGAAAGAAGGGAUACUGGUCUGCAGUUGUUGACAUCGGAGGGAUCGAGUGUAGGUUUUUUGAGGAGGGGUGCAACUCUCGCUCUCUUGAAGACGGAAGGGACAUGGCCAGCGGUCAAGGAUGAGUUGAUGAGCGAGGUGAGGUAAGGGAGAAGGUCUCUGGAAAUGGUCUGGAGAAGAGAGGAGGGGAUAGGGUCAAGCGGGCAGGUUGUUGGGCGGCCGGCCGUCACAAGUCGCAAGAUUUAAUCUGGAGAGAGAGGGGAGAAAGAAGUCAAAGCAUAGGGUAGGGCAGUGUGAGCAGGACCAGCGGUGUCAUUUGACUUAAUAAAUGAGGAUCGGAUGUCGUCAACCUUCUUUUCAAAAUGGUUGACGAAGUCAUCCACAGAGAGGGAGGAGGGAGGGGGAGGAGGAUUCAGGAGGGAGGAGAAGGUGGCAAAGAGCUUCCUAGGGUUAGAGGCAGAGGCUUGAAAUAUAGAGUGGUAGAAAGUGGCAUUAGCAGAGGAAAAGGAGGAAGAGAAUGUAGAGAGGAGGGAGUGAAAAGAUGACAGGUCCGCAGGGAGUCUAGUUUUCCUCCAUUUCCGCUCAGCUGCCCGGAGCCCUCUUCUGUGAGCUCGCAAUGAGUCGUCAAGCCACGGAGCAGGAGGGGAGGACCGAGCCGAGGGUUGAGGGGGCAGAAUCAGGAGAUUGAAGGGAGAAGGAUUUAGCAGAGAGAAGAGAUGAUAGGAUGGAAGAGGAUAGAGUAGCGGGAGAGCGAAGGUUGCGACAGCACAUUACCAUCUGAGUAGGGGCAGAGUGAGUAGUGUUGGAGGAGAGCGGGAGAGAAAAGGAUACGAAGUAGUGGUCGGAGACUUGGAGGGGAGUUGCAGUGAGAUUAGUAGAAGAACAGCAUCUAGUAAAGAUGAGGUCAAGCGUAUUGCCUGCCUUGUGAGUAGGGGGGGGGGGGCGGUGAGAGGGUGAGGUCAACAGAGGAGAGGAGUGGAAAGAAGGAGGCAGAGAGAAAUGAAUCAAAGGUAGACGUAGGGAGGUUAAAGUCACCCAGAACUGUGAGGGGUGAGCCAUCCUCAGGAAAGGAACUUAUCAAGGCAUCAAGCUCAUUGAUGAACUCUCCAAGGGAACCUGGAGGGCGAUAAAUGACAAGGAUGUUAAGCUUGAAUGGGCUAGUGACUGUGACAGCAUGGAAUUCAAAUGAGGAGAUAGACAGAUGGGUCAGGGGAAAAAGAGAGAAUGUCCACUUUGGAGAGAUGAGGAUUCCUGUGCCACCGCCGCGCUGACCAGAUGCUCUCGGGGUAUGCGAGAACACAUGGUUAGACGAGGAAAGAGCAGUAGGAGUAGUAGUGUUUUCUGUGGUAAUCCAUGUUUCUGUCAGCGCCAAGAAGUCGAGGGACUGGAGGGUAGCAUAGGCUGAGAUUAACUCUGCCUUGUUGGCCGCAGAACGGCAGUUCCAGAGGCUGCCAGAGACCUGGAACUCCACGUGGGUUGUGCGCGCAGGGACCACCAGAUUAGUGGCAACAGCCACGUGGUGUGAAGCGUUUGUAUGGCCUGUGCAGAGAGGAGAGAACAGGGAUAGACAGACACAUAGUUGACAGGCUACAGAGAAAGGCUACAAUAAUGCAAAGGAGAUCGGAAUGAAAUGAACUAAACAUCUGGGAAAGCGAGAGAGCGGGGCCUCCCUCACUUACGUUUCACUGAAACACUGAAAUAUAACUCUCCCAACUUCCACUUUAGAAAUUAUAAUUGUUGUAAACUACAGCGGUUCAAUGCUUCUAGGAAUAGACUCUAACUUAGCUUAUUCAGCUAGCUAACUUGGUACACCGAAUCAUAUGACGCCAAAGCCAACUAGCAUGCCAGCCUCCAAUAACACGGUUUAGCACCACUACUCGGUUACAGCAAACCACCAGUGUGUUAACACGCCAAGCAGAUCAUUUGUGUCCGUGUCUAACGUUUUGGGGUAGUUUUGACAGUUUGAGUGAGUACGUCAUCAACUUAUUCAGCCAGUUAGUUAGCUAGAAUAGUUAGCAUACUAGCUAGCCAUUGCUCUCUGCCAACGAACUAACCCCUCCUCCCACGGCACGAACACACAGAGAGCCAAGCUAACGUUAGCUAGUCACCCAUGUCCCAAAUUCCCUUGAACGACUCUGGUUACCAGUAUGUAAAAACAAAACAAAAAUAUAUGUCGGUUAUAGCUUACCCUUAGUAGCUACUGUUAGCCAGUUAAGUGCAAAGCUAGCCACUGAAUCGAUUCAGCCAGUUCGCGUCUGUCCAAAUGGAGAGAAAGCGUCUGCAAAUAUUAACGCUAGGUCGUUCCAGCUAUUGUUUAGUUAGCUGUCCAGGUAGCUACAUUUCGAGUACAGUAGCUACUAACUACCUAACGUUAACGCUUCAGAUAAUGAGGUUAGAAAAACAGCUGAAUGGUAGGUAGCUAGCUGGCAUAAUUACAGGUACUCUUAAGCGUGGAAUAACAUUGGAAACAACUAUCCACAGUUGCUAAUAGUUACCUGUAGCUACCCGCUAGCUAGCUAGCUUUAUUGGUCCAGGUAGUGAGUUAGCUAGCCUCGUGCUUCACCGGGCUCUGCCGAAUACAAUACUUACCUACAAUAAUUACCAACAAUAACUACCUAGAUAAACUACCUACAAUACCUAACUACAAUACCUACCUACCUACAAUCUAAAUACAUUAUUUAAUCUUUACUCGACACCAUAUGAGCCAAGCUUACCUCCCACCAGAGAGAGACACAACCUCACCCGUCGCUGUAGAUACAACAGUAAUACUGUAUAUUACUACAUGACAGAUACAACAGUAAUACUCUCUCUAUAUCACUACUUGACAGAUACACCAGUAAUACUCUCUCUAUAUCACAUGACACAAAGCAUUUUGUACACACACUGUGUGGGCUGCAGAUAACUGGCCUACCAAAGUAGUGUUUCAUACAGCGGUAUGGUCUGUAUGGACAAGCCUCUGCACCUGUAUGACCUCUGAAAUAUGUCUUUAUUCAUCUCUGACAGAUGAGUCCCAUUCGUUCAGUGACGUGCUGUUCUAUGGGAACGAAGCCACUCUGUUGAUCUUUGACACGCUCUUCUUCUGUGUGGUUGACCUGGGAGCACAGAGCUUCAUACUGGCAGCCGUACUCACAUACGCACAGCAAAUGGUCAGUAUUGUUUGUGUGUGUACUUGUCUGUGUUUGUUGUACAACAGUAAAAAAUAACAUUCAAUUUAUUUUCUGUUCUAGAUCUUUCGAUUAAUCCGUAACGGUAUUGGGCGGAGAAACCUGGCCAACAAAACAUUGGUGGACCAGAGAUUCCUUAUAUAGUUCCUGCUGUCAGAAUGAUGAUAGUAUGCCAUGCCUUGUUAGUAUGUAACAGCCUUGGUAUCUGUGUGACUAGCGCGGUUAAAUUGUUUUGUUUACAGCUUCGGCAGCCUCUAAUGUGUAUUUUUAUUUAUUUUUUCAGAUGCUUUUCUACUUGUUUACACAGUAUUUUUCCAGUAUUUUGUACAUCUUCUUUACUGGGUUGAUGAUGUAAAUGUUGUAAUUCAGUUUUUCUAUGUGAUAUUUUUGUACAAAUUAAAACAAUGUGUCUGAUU
Coregonus sp. 'balchen' is the source of this 13443-nucleotide messenger RNA. The record is from the annotation of a GenBank genome assembly. NCBI's taxonomy places the organism in Eukaryota, Metazoa, Chordata, Actinopteri, Salmoniformes, Salmonidae.